Molecule: messenger RNA, 844 nt
Organism: Eurytemora carolleeae
Lineage: Eukaryota; Metazoa; Arthropoda; Copepoda; Calanoida; Temoridae
Product: collagen alpha-1(XIV) chain
Molecular function (GO): protein binding
Source: RefSeq, a predicted model, not a curated record
UGCAAUGUUGAAGUGGGUAGCCCCUGAUGGACAUUCAAGGUUGAAGGCGUAUAAUCUACUUUGCACCUCUAAGGAUAAUAAAUCUCAGAAGGAGUUGGCAGUUAAGCAUAAAUCUGGUACUCCGGUCAACUCCUUCCUGUUUGAGAACCUACCCUCGGCUACUGAAUUUAAUGUAACGAUAACAACAGUUUGUGUUUAUGAGAAGCUGAAGACAAUUUCUGAAGAGGAGAAAAUUUCGUUUAUCACAAUUCCCCUGCCUCCUAGGAACCUAGAGCUAGAGAGCAGGUUCUGUAACAGUUUCCAAGUAAAAUGGGAGGCACCAGUAGCUACUGCGCCCAAUCAUAAGUUUAAACUGACAAUACAGGCUCCGUCUAUAGGAUACAGUAACUCCUACGAGGUUGGUGGGGACAAGAGAACAUUUAACUUCUCCAAACUCCCAGAAAUAGUUGGAACAGGUGAAACGUACAAUGUUUGUGUAACGUACUGCGUCCAACCAACAGGAUCUGACCACGAGGUUGUAUCUGAAGGUUUGACCGAAAGCUUUGUUACGAAACCUCUCCCUCCGUCCAACCUGAAACUAGGUCCAGGCUGGAACCAGAUCACGUGGACUAAAUCUCCUACUCCUCAUAUCAGUGUAUAUAAACUGAGAUUUAAGAGUGCGGAGGAAGGUUCAAAAUCAGAGGAAAUUCUUAUUCCACCGGAGGAAGGAGUUGAACCCUGCUCCUGUCUUCUAGAGGGUUUGGUGUUUGGUGUACAGUACAAGGUGAAUAUCUACGCCGUGGUGGAUAUUAAAGAUUCUCCCGAAGGAGUUGAAAGCAAGGAAUUACAUGAAAAAAUAGUUCAG